Messenger RNA from Doryrhamphus excisus (bluestripe pipefish), 1515 nucleotides. NCBI's taxonomy places the organism in Eukaryota, Metazoa, Chordata, Actinopteri, Syngnathiformes, Syngnathidae. The record is from RefSeq and is a predicted model, not a curated record.
UGGUGCAUGGCGAGUGUCUCGGUGCUCCAUCGCCUGCCUCGUCUUCAAGCGUGAGUUCUUCUGUUGGAAGCUGCUUGCACGAAGGGACGCUGGUUUCAAGUGAACCGACGAGGGAAGCAGAUACAACAAGUUAGCGCAGUUGAGAUAGUGAGUGUUUAUGUGUGUGUAUGUGUGUGUGUGUGUCGACAUGACAAGAGCAACUGUGGCCAAACUUCUUAUCCUCAUGAUCCUCAUCGUCAUCAUCUGCCUGCCAGAAUUUUUCACCUUAAACAGAGUGUCAAAAGUGACCCUGGCCUGUUUGCCCCACGUGCUGUGUGAACAAGACAGCCGGAGGAGGAAGAGGGAGAACAGGAGGAGUGGCGAUGAUGAGGUUAGACGGAAGAGGCCAUGUCACCCUGCCCACUUCACAGUGGAUGAAAAAUGGUGCAAGGACAGAGAUGAUGACGGCAACCCUACAUCAGAGCCCAGAAGUGUUGAGGACACGCACACACGUUGGUACAUGUGUGAAACACAAGGAAAUGUGGCACAAUUACAAAGGAACAACUCACACUCAGCCAUUUUCAUUGAGAUGUCGGUGGAGCUUCAACUAGGAGACACCAAGUUCCUGAAUCUCACCUUAUAUGGUCACAGCAAUACCACCGAAUUACACCUUCACUCACCUGAGGAUGACGAGUUGGAAAGGAGGGAUGGUGAAGGUCACAGAGUGGCAUCAUAUUGCUGUCCGCCCGUCCCGACGACUUCUGCGAUGUCCAGUCACAUCACGUGUUUCCUUAGGCUAUCCAAUCACACCAUUUCCAUUACAAGAGCCAAGGAGACAUUUCCAGAAGAUGAGUGGGGUGGUGUGUUCAGGGUCCUCUGGUUGGUUCUGCUGUGUGUGAUGCUGCUGACUUUGACCUCAGCUUUCCUCAGAUAUAUAAACCGAAGAGAGAAGUCCAAGGUUCGUCCACUUGGUUACGGCUUCAAUGGGCGGCAGAUGAAAGAUGGGCAAAAAGAUACUGAGAUCAACAUUCUAAACGGGAGAAAUCUUCAUUCUUACGAGUCUUGCCCAAUGAGGUCAGGACUAUCGACUAUUGAAGAGGUUCAAGCUGAUGAGGAUGUGGUGGAAAGCGUACCAAAUGGAAAUGUGGACCAAUAUGGAACUGCUAAUCUUCAUCACCGUCCAACAGUGUGUUUCCCUCACAGAGGAGCCGAACUGCAGCUGGACAGAAGUCAACUUCAGUAACAUCAAUUUCAGGACUCAAUAAAAUGUGAAAAUAAAAACAAUAUAUAUCAAAUAGGGAUUAAAGCAUCUUCAUUUUCAACGUUAAACAGUCUUUGGGACUUCAGUCAGACACUUAAUGUUUAUAGUAAAUGAAUAUAAUGUUGUCUGUGUAGUUACAGUAUGGUGUGGACAGUUUUAAGUUUCAAUGCUCAUGAAGGAAUGCAUGGCUUUUAUGUUGGUAUUAGAGUAGCAUGAAGUAUAAUGACCACAUACCUGCAGAAAUGUAGGAGAUACACAUUCAUCGGGUCAUUAAA